UUUUUGACUCAAGCAGACCCGUAGACCUCUACACGCUGUUGCUGCUGGAAUAGUCUAAUGUUGGAUUUAAAGGGGGAAAGCGAGAAAUUAACUUUGAGAGUGAUCCACUCGCAAACUUUCCGGCUGCGGGUCUAACGGGUGCGUGCUUUUGCUCUGUAAUGUAAUUUCACGGCGGAUAAUAAAUAAACGUGUUGCAUGGACUGCGCUGCCGCCCGGGUCGGUGGCAGAGAAAAGAAAGCGUUGUUUGGAGUUGAACAAAGAGGUUACGGUGCUUAAUGCAACACUACCCGGUGCGGGUUUGGCCCCAGUCAUGACCUCCGGGAACGGGAACAACGCACCCUCGGUGAUAGGCAGCGUCCCACAAAACGGCAAGAGCAUCAGAGUACCCCCGCCUGUCGUGAAGCCGCCGGUCCUCACCCAUCUGAUCGGGGGGUUCGUCAUACAAGAGGGCGCCGACCCGUUCCCGGUGGAGCACCCCUCGUUCUCCAUCGAUGCCCUGAGGAGAUGCAGGCGUCAGCCGGUAGCCCAGAGCCCUAGGAUCUCCACCAAGAUGGAGGAGUUCUCCUCCAAGGAGCUGAGGGGGCUGCAGGGGGGGCCAAUGCUCACCUGUGAGCUGUGUGGAAAGGUGGACUCUGCGCACAUCUUCAAGGGCACCAAGAGGUUCUGCUCAAUGCUGUGUGCCAAGCGCUACAACAUGAGCUGCACCAAGCGCGUGGGCCUCUAUCCCCCCGGCAGACACACCCUGGAGAACCUGAACAGAAGCCAAAGACAGAACGGAGAGCAGAAGAGUUUAGAGUCCAAACACAAACCGGAGGUGGGCUUCGAGCGGAAACCUCCGCCCGGCGCCUUCUCCUCGCCGCGCUUCGCCCGCGGGGCGUCCCAGGGCUCGGUGCCGGAGCGCCGCUCGGUCGACACGUUCAACGGGGGGCCGGCUUUGCCCAAGUCGCCCGCGGCAGCCGGCUCCCCCCCCUCCCCCCCCCCCCAGCAGCUGAAGGAGUGGGGGGGUGGCGGCGACGGCUACGACCUGCCUGCCUUCCCACUGGUCCUCCUGCCCCGAGAUCCCGGCACGUGGGGCGUGGAGAAUGUGUACAGGUUCAUCAGCUCGCUGCCAGGGUGCUUGGAGAUCGGCGAAGAGUUCCGCUCGCAGGAGAUCGACGGGCAGGCCCUGCUGCUGCUGAAGGAGGACCACCUGAUGGGGGCCAUGAACAUCAAGCUGGGCCCUGCGCUGAAGAUCUACGCCCAGAUCUGCUUGCUGAAAGACUGCUAGCCCUCCUCACCCCCCCCCAUCCCCCUCCCCAGAACCAAUGUGCUCUCUGACCUCACAGGAGACGCUGGGCCGGGACCUGUUGAGUUCAGACCCUUUUCUUUUCUAAUGUUAUUUAAGUUUUAAUGUAAAGCCCUCCCUCGCCUUUUUAGCCUUAAAGAGGGACCUGGGCUCCACUUUGAUCAGCCGUUUUAUUGACUUGUUACCACUUGUACUGUGACACAAUCUUGGGUAAACUUGAGCCUUUUGAAAAGCGUUUACACGUUUUCUUUUCAACCUGGGACAAUAUUAGCCAGGGUGUUACUCUGGUGAUGAUGCUGUUGUGAUAUGUUUUUAAAUGUUUAAAUUACUGUUGCCUUAAGGGAGGCCAUUGGGCCAAAUUUGGCACUGUUUGAUAAUGAAAGUAAAACCGUAAACAAAAAUAGUGCAUUUUAAAUUUCUCUUUCAUGAAUGGGAAGUCUGUUCAGACCUCAUUUAAACGCAGGGUGAAUAAAAAGUUGCACUCAAAGAAGUAUUUGCAAUCAAAUGAACCGACAAUGUAUGUGAUGGCUUCAGGCAGGAAGAACUGGGGGCCUUCCCAUGUGUUUAAAAGAAAACAAGAGCGCUUGAUUCUAGAAGUAGCUGUGUGGGGGAACCAAGAUGGCCACCCAGUGUAUAAGGCCCGUUGAAUGAUUAAAGAGAGUGGAUAGGUUAGCAGUUUAGUAAUCAUAAUACAAUAAACGUGUCACUGGUUGAGGCCUUAAUAAUCGGUCAUAGACAAACAACUCAACUGAAAAGGUUUUCUGCAAGAUGCAUUCUGGUAAACUCAACUGUUGGUUACUGUGUUUUGUAGAUUUGAUUUGUUACGUCACCUACACCAAAGUCAGAAUAUUCUAUUGAAUUAAGACAUUGUUAGGGCACAGGAUACACUCUAGAUUACAAUGUUACACUUAGGUUAUGUAUUUUAUUAUCACGGUGGCAGAACUUCUGAAAGUAUUAAUUUAUAUGUAACCCUUGUAAAAAUAUGUGCGAUGGUAUGGAAAUUUAGCUUUUUUACGUUUGAUAGACUUACAAUAACAAACUUUUUUUCGAAGUGAAAAGUGGCCUUCAAUUGCUGAUUCAGUUCUUUGUCUCAAAGGUGUCUUUUAUCCUAAAUAAAAUCCUGA
Molecule: messenger RNA, 2409 nt
Organism: Gadus chalcogrammus (walleye pollock)
Lineage: Eukaryota; Metazoa; Chordata; Actinopteri; Gadiformes; Gadidae
Gene: phc2a
Product: polyhomeotic homolog 2a (Drosophila)
Exons: 7
Coding region: 311-1267 (318 amino acids)
Cellular component (GO): PRC1 complex; nucleus
Molecular function (GO): zinc ion binding; protein binding
Source: RefSeq, a predicted model, not a curated record